GCAUGCGCGGUGCUUCUUUGUGGCCCGUCUCUUGGAUCUUGUCUGGUCUUCAGGGACCUUUUCCAGCAAUAACUCAAGCACAGGAACCCUAAAGCGAAUAAUAAUAAUAACAGUAAUAAUAAAUCAACUCGUAGUAUUUCUGCAUCAGAAAGGCUGUGGUGUUGAAACACAUCUCCACUGGUCGGGAUCUGGAGGACAGGCGCAGCUUCACGCGGGGCGUCGACGAGCGGAGCAUCCAUUCAUCCUUUCAUUGGCAGCCGUCGAGCUAGCUAGCAUUAGCUGAGAGACAGGGGGCAGCUGUGACAGAGGGGCUUCAAAAUGUCAGGGUACCAAGGAAAGAAGAACAUCCCACGGAUUACAAGCGACCGUCUCCUCAUCAAAGGAGCGAAGAUCGUGAACGAUGACCAGUCGUUCCUGGCUGAUAUCUACAUGGAGGAUGGAGUCAUUAAACAAAUUGGAGACAACCUGAUCGUUCCUGGAGGAGUGAAGAUCAUCGAGGCUCAUGGGAGGAUGGUGAUGCCCGGUGGCAUCGACGUGCACACCCGCUUCCAGAUGCCCGACCGGGGCAUGAUUUCAGCGGACGACUUCUACCAAGGCACCCGGGCGGCCCUGGCCGGCGGGACGACCAUGAUCAUCGACCACGUGGUGCCGGAGCCGGGCGUGGGCCUGGUGGCGGCCUUCAAGCAGUGGAGGGAGUGGGCGGACAGCAAAUCCUGCUGCGACUACUCCCUCCACGUGGACAUCACCGAGUGGAACAAGGGCACUCAGGAGGAGAUGGAGACGCUCGUGAAGGAUCACGGCGUCAACUCUUUCCUGGUCUAUCUCGCUUAUAAGGAUGUUUUCCAGCUUUCUGACGCUGAGAUCUACGAGGUGUUUAGUGUGAUCAGGGAUCUCGGCGCCAUCGCUCAGGUGCACGCCGAGAACGGAGACAUCAUUGCAGAGGAGCAAAGGCGUAUUCUGGAGUUGGGGAUCACAGGCCCCGAAGGUCACGUCCUGAGUCGCCCAGAGGAGGUGGAGGCCGAGGCGGUAAACCGCUCCAUCACCAUCGCCAACCAGACCAACUGUCCGCUGUACAUCACCAAAGUGAUGAGCAAGAGCGCGGCGGACGUCAUCGCUCUCGCCAGGAAACGAGGCGCGGUGGUUUAUGGAGAGCCCAUAUCGGCCAGCCUGGGUACAGACGGUACCCAUUACUGGAGCAAGAACUGGGCGAAGGCGGCAGCUUUUGUCACCUCGCCGCCGCUCAGUCCCGAUCCCACCACCCCCGACUACCUCAACUCUCUGCUGUCAUGUGGGGAUUUGCAGGUGACUGGUAGUGCUCACUGCACUUUCCAGACUUCCCAGCGUGCAGUGGGCAAAGAUAACUUCACCAUGAUCCCAGAGGGCACCAACGGCACUGAGGAGAGGAUGUCCCUAAUCUGGGACAAGUGUGUGGUGACGGGAAAGAUGGAUGAAAACCAGUUUGUGUCGGUGACCAGCACGAACGCAGCCAAGAUCUUCAACCUGUAUCCCAGAAAAGGCCGCAUCGCGGUGGGCUCUGACGCCGACCUGGUGCUGUGGGACCCAGACAUCACUAAGAUCAUCUCAGCCAAGAGCCACAACCUGGCCGUGGAGUACAACAUCUUUGAGGGAACAGAAGUGCGUGGAGGUCCCCUGGUGGUCAUCAGCCAGGGGAAGAUCGUGCUGGAGGAGGGGAGCCUUCACACCACAGAGGGCUGCGGCCGCUACGUCAGCCGCAAGCCCUUCCCAGACAACGUGUACAAGAGGAUAAAGGCUCGCAGCAGGCUCACCGAGCUGCGCGGCGUGCCCCGGGGCCAGUACGACGGGCCCGUCUGCGAGGUGACCGUGGCUCCGAAAGUGAUGUCCAGCGUCUCCUUGGUGAAGAGUUCCCCGGCCAAGCAGCAGCAGCAGCAGCAGCAGCAGCAGCAGAGCGCUCACCAGCCAGUCCGCAACCUCCACCAGUCGGGCUUCAGUCUGUCCGGUGCCCAGAUCGACGACAACGUUCCCCGCCGCACCACCCAGCGCAUCGUGGCUCCCCCCGGCGGAAAGGCCAACAUCACCAGCCUGGGUUAAUCCCCCACGGCCGCGUCUGAGCGGAGCCGGGUGCGGGGCCGCACGGGACCAGAGGCCAGUCUUACCAAUGUCACAUCGCAUUCCCUCAUCGCCUCUGCCUCCGCCUGCGC
Salarias fasciatus (jewelled blenny) is the source of this 2180-nucleotide messenger RNA. It is a transcript of the gene dpysl2a, whose product is annotated as dihydropyrimidinase like 2a. Lineage: Eukaryota; Metazoa; Chordata; Actinopteri; Blenniiformes; Blenniidae. The record is from RefSeq and is a predicted model, not a curated record. The transcript is spliced from 14 exons. Gene Ontology annotation, molecular function: hydrolase activity, acting on carbon-nitrogen (but not peptide) bonds, in cyclic amides. Bases 319 to 2070 code for a protein of 583 amino acids. Gene Ontology annotation, cellular component: cytoplasm; cytosol.